This is a messenger RNA of Ictalurus punctatus (channel catfish), 3655 nucleotides long. RefSeq names its product adenosine monophosphate deaminase 2a (gene ampd2a). The transcript has 19 exons. Gene Ontology annotation, biological process: AMP metabolic process; IMP salvage. Gene Ontology annotation, cellular component: cytosol. The coding region runs from base 277 to 2613 and encodes 778 amino acids. NCBI's taxonomy places the organism in Eukaryota, Metazoa, Chordata, Actinopteri, Siluriformes, Ictaluridae. The record is from RefSeq and is a predicted model, not a curated record. Gene Ontology annotation, molecular function: AMP deaminase activity.
UUUUCUGUCCAGGAAAUGUAUCAGUGAAGAUAAAAACUGAACUCUGACACACACGCACACUCACUCACUCACUCACUCACUCUCUCUCUCUCUCACACACACACACACACACACACACACACACACACACACACACACACACAGUUUAAACAGAUCUAACGUUUAUAAAAUAACAGAUUGAGGAAAGCUAACGGCGCUAACGGGAGCUCGCGGAUUCACCUGAGGUUUAACUGAAAACUGCCGCGAGUUUGACUGAAAAAGGCGAGAAAAAGUACAAUGUCAGGAGAUCUGUGUGAAAGACAGAAGUCUGUGUCUCUCACCCCACCACUGGUCUCUCUGCACACAACCAUGGAUGGAAAAUACAAAGAUAUUACAGAGGAGCUGUUGGCCCGCUCUCUGGUGGAUGGGGAAGUUCGGAGUGCUCCAUAUGAGUUUCCAGAGGACACACCCAUUGAGCAGCUAGAGGAGAAACGACACCGACUGGAGAGACAGAUCAGCCAAGACAUCAGGCUUGAGCCAGAGAUUCUGCUGAGAGCCAAACAGGACUUCCUGAAAACUGACAGCUCUGCUGACCUGCAGAGUCUGAGAGAGAAGGAUGAGGUGAUGGUGGAUCAUCAUGAGCUUCAGGAGAAAGAGACAGUGAUAGAGAGACAGUUUCAGCGCGUCACCAUCUCCGGAGAGGAGAAGUGUGGGGUGCCAUUUUCUGACCUGGCUGACUCAGCGGUGUGUAUCAUUAAGGCGUUGUUUAUUAGACAGAAGUACAUGUGUGCGUCAAUGCAGGACUUCUGCAGUACCACCUCCCGCCUGCUGAAGCAGCUCUCUCACACACACACACAGCACUGUAGCUUCAACAAGGACAUGCCUGAGAGUGGAGAUGCCCUGAUGCCCCCCCCGGUGUCAGAGACACAUCCGUAUGAGGGGCAGGAGUUUACCAUUCUGCCCCCUGACCUCGGCUACAGCUGCAGCAUUGAACACGGCAUUGUGCACGUCUACACAUCUCCCACACACAGUACAGAGUUGGACCUUCCGUAUCCGGACCUGCAGGAGUUUAUCACUGAUAUGACCUUUAUGAUGGCACUUAUCAUCAAUGGCCCAGUAAAGUCUUUUUGUUACCGGCGGCUGCAGUACCUCAGCUCGAAGUUCCAGAUGCACAUCCUGCUUAACGAGAUGAAGGAACUUGCUGCUCAGAAACAGGUUCCUCAUCGAGACUUCUACAACAUUCGCAAGGUAGACACACACAUCCAUGCCUCAUCCUGUAUGAAUCAGAAACACCUGCUGCGCUUUAUAAAGCGAGCCAUGAAAAAGUACCCAGAUGAGGUGGUGCACAUGGAGGGUGGGCGUGGCCAAACACUGACUGAGGUCUUCCACAACAUGAACCUGACGGCCUACGACCUGAGCGUGGACACACUCGACAUGCAUGCGGACCGGAAUACCUUUCAUCGAUUUGAUAAGUUUAAUGCAAAGUACAACCCAAUCGGAGAGUCAAUACUGCGAGAGAUCUUCAUCAAAACUGAUAACCACAUCCAGGGCAAAUACUUUGCCCACAUCAUCAAGGAAGUGAUGUCAGACCUAGAGGAGAGUAAGUACCAGAAUGCCGAGCUGCGUCUGUCUGUUUACGGACGAUCGAGAGACGAGUGGGACAAACUGGCUGAAUGGGCCGUCACACACUCCGUCUACUCACACAAUGUCCGCUGGCUCAUCCAGAUCCCACGCCUGUAUGAUGUGUACCGCAGUAAGAGACAGUUGAUGAAUUUCCAGCAGAUGUUGGAGAACAUCUUCCUGCCACUGUUUGAGGUGACAAUCAGCCCAAACACACACCCAAAGCUGCACCUGUUCCUGCAGCAUGUGGUGGGCUUUGACAGUGUUGAUGAUGAGUCGAAACCAGAGCACCAUGUGUUCAGUUUGUACAGCCCUCGACCUGAUAACUGGACUGAGGAGGAGAACCCUCCAUACUCCUAUUACCUUUACUACACCUAUGCUAACAUGACCGUGCUGAACCACCUGCGCAGGAGGCGGGGCUUCAACACUUUUGUGCUGCGACCUCACUGUGGAGAGGCAGGGCCUGUUCACCACCUGGUGUCUGGAUUCAUGCUGUCGGCCAACAUCUCACACGGCCUGAUGCUCAGGAAGGUCCCUGUGCUGCAGUACCUUUAUUACCUGGCGCAGGUGGGCAUCGCCAUGUCACCCCUCAGCAACAACAGUCUGUUUCUCAGUUACCAUAGAAACCCGUUAUACGAGUACCUGUCACGCGGCCUCAUGGUCUCUCUCUCCACCGAUGAUCCGCUGCAGUUCCACUUCACCAAGGAGCCCCUGAUGGAGGAGUACAGUAUUGCCGCUCAAGUAUGGAAGCUCAGCUCGUGUGACAUGUGUGAGUUAGCAAGAAACAGUGUGCUCAUGAGUGGCUUCUCACACAAGGUGAAGAUAUCAUGGUUGGGGGCAGGGUACAUGCACGAGGGUCCGGAUGGUAACGAUAUCCGCCGCUCCAACGUUCCCGACAUCCGCCUCGCCUUCCGACACGAGACUCUGUGUGAUGAGCUGCAGCUUAUUACCCAGGCUGCACACAUACAGGGGGCGGGGCCAGAAGAGGAGACUCCACCCUCCAUGGGGCCAUGAAGAAAUUAAAAUGAGAUUAUUCAUCCUCGUUUCCUUCCCUCUCUUUUAUAUACUUUGGUUCUUUCAAGGUUCUGGGCUGUGGAUCAGAAGGUGAUGUUUGAUGACCAGCUGUCACUGUUAGGCCUUCACCAACCCCUUAACCCUCCAGUGCUCCUAAAGGCGCUGACCUCUGACCCCAAGUGCUUUCCGUUAUACACACAUUCUAUAUACAUUCUAAAUACAUUCUAUAUGUGUGUAUAUUACAGCAAAGUAUACACUCAGCCCCCCUCCUUCUCUCUACUCCUCUCUCUCUCCUUCUCUCUCGUCCCCUCCCUUCUCUCUCUUCUCCUCUCUCUCUCUCUCUCUCUCUCUCUCUUCUCCUUCUCUCUCUCUUUCUCUCUCUUGUUUCUCUCUCUCAAUCUCUCUUCUCUCUCUGUGUCUGUAGUGGUUUUGUGUUUCUUCAAUAUACACAAGUUAUGUUUAGACAGUAGUGAUAUGUAAUUUUAAUCAUAUAAAGUAUAAAAGUCACAGUUUACACGUAUACAGUGGAAUAUAUAGUAAGACCUAUGUUGUAUUUUAGGUGUUUGGUGGUGUUUGUAUAAGAGCAGUAUUAGGAGCAGUGAGGAGCUCAGGUUAUUUGUGAAGUUUAAGAAACAUGUCCUGGGUGAAGCUCCUGAUGAAGCUGGGUAAGAAGAUGCAGAUGCUUUUCAAUUAAAACAUCAAAGCAUUUGAGCUUAACAUGUUUAUCAGUCACAACAUUCCACGUGUGUAAUUUUAUAGUGAAAAUUAUUCAUUAUUAUUCUAAAAUUAUACGAAUGAAGAAAACUCGUUUUAGCAGACUGGAAGUGUGUGUGUGUGUGUGUGUGUAUAUAUAUAUAUAUAUAUAUAUAUAUGUGUGUGUGUGUGUGUGUAUGUGUGAAAUAAACACCGGUCCUGUUGCUAAUCGUUAGCGAACACAAACACCAACACUUUUACUGUGUUCAUUAUAAUAAUUUAAUUUAUUUACAUUAUGAUAACUGUGUAUAUUCUUUUGUUUACAUAAUUACAUUUUUUAUAAAAUCUU